Messenger RNA from Dromiciops gliroides (monito del monte), 1062 nucleotides. Its product is annotated as allatostatin-A receptor-like. Gene Ontology annotation, cellular component: neuron projection; membrane. Gene Ontology annotation, biological process: cellular response to glucocorticoid stimulus; neuropeptide signaling pathway. The record is from RefSeq and is a predicted model, not a curated record. NCBI's taxonomy places the organism in Eukaryota, Metazoa, Chordata, Mammalia, Microbiotheria, Microbiotheriidae. The transcript has a single exon. Gene Ontology annotation, molecular function: neuropeptide binding; somatostatin receptor activity. The coding region runs from base 1 to 1062 and encodes 353 amino acids.
AUGAAUGACAACCACUACAGCCUGCCUGAGUCCCGACUUCGUCCCGUCUUUGCCACCCUCUGCGGCCUCAUCCUGCUGGUAGGGCUGCUGGCCAAUGGGCUGAUGCUGAUUAUCUUGGGCAGGGGUUCUGGCUCGAGGGGCCAGGCCCCGGGCCCUCUCCUGGCUCUGACCAAUAGCCUCAUGGUGAACAUCACUCUCUCAGAUCUGGUCUUCCUGGUUUAUGUGGUCCCCGUUCUGCUGUUGACCUUCCUCCAGGAGGACUGGUGGCUGGGCCCCUCCGUCUGUACCACCAGCCAGAGCUUCAACAUGGGCACCAUGUUCUGCACCUUCUACAGCAUGGUGGCCACUGCCCUCCUACGCCAUGCCGCCGUGGCCUUCCCCGCCGUGGCCUUCCCAGCUGGCAGGGGAGCUCAGCUAUUGCUCUGCUUGACCAUGUGGAUCUUGGGUUUCUCUGUGUCUCUGCCCAACUGGCUGUACCAGAAAGUGGUGGAAGAGGUGAAGGAAGUCGGGGAGGAGGCGGCUGUGGGAACAGAAUCCAAGCUCAUCCACUCCUGCCUGAUGCUCCUGGGCCCUGCACAGACCUCCUGCUAUUUCACCCUCCUCGGGGCCCUGGCCUUCCUGCCUUUUGCUCUGAUGCUGGUGCUUAGUUUCACUCACCUGGGUUGGCUCUUAUGGAGCGGGGAGUGGCUCCAGGUCCCACGGGAUGUCCGACAGCACCGAGAAGCCACAGGCCUCAUCCUGGUGGUGCUGGUUGUCUUUGUACUGAUGUGGGGACCCUGUUCUGUGCUGGGCUACGUGGCUGCCUCAGGGGACCUUCCUGAUACCUUCACGGUCUUUGUGGCCACCAGCCUCUGUACCAUCCUGGCCUAUUCCAAUUGUGCCGUCAGCCCAAUUCUUUGUUUCUGCCUCUCAAGACAGUUCCAGGCAGGGCUCAAGGACCUCUUCUGCUGCUCCACUCAGGAAAGGGCAGUCCUAAGACAUGGUGGGAUGGUGCAAGAUGUCCAGGGAGGUGAAAGUGGGAGGGUGGGAGCCCCAGGGAGCCUAUGGGGGACUCCUGCCUGA